UCCCAUAGACAUGAUUUCCAUAAGCAUUCCACAUAAGCAGACAAGCAUCAUAACUGUCUUCUUCCCGAGAUCCGGGAGUUCACUCCCAUAGCAAUCAUGUCUUUUUCCAUAAGCAUUCCAUAAGUAAUUUUUUGCUUAUUUUUUUCCAUAAGCAAUCAUAACUGUCUUUUUCCUAGUAUUCGACGAAUAAUUCUGCUAGACAUUCGCGACAUCUGCUAGACAUUCGCGAAUUACUAUACUAUCCUGAUUGCGAACAGAGUAGCGAACACCACCAUGGCGAAGUCAUUUGCCUAUCUCAUUUGCCUAUUUAUAAGGCGAGGGUGUAGGCAAUAUAGCGAACGACAUAGCGAGAGGGAAUAUGGCUGAAAUGAAUGGGAAUAGGGCAGCUGGCGGGGCUGCUGGCGAACAGGGUGAUCAAGAUCAGCUAGCUAGAAGACUCCUCAAUCUAUCCAUCAAAUUCCUACUCCCUAUCCAAAUCCUCAUUCAAGUUUUGGUAAAUCUUCUUCAAGUACGAUAUCAAAACUCAAGCUCAUCUCCAUUUGAGACACACAAAAUAAUCAUGUCUUUUUUCAUUGGAACUAUAUGUGUUUACUUUCUAGCAUUGAUGGAAUUAUCUCGACCCAUUCCUAAUGCUAAUGCUCCUAAUGCUAAUGCUAUCUACCACGACGUCGCUUGGCUUAUUUGCUACAUCUCUGGUGUUCUCGCAUGUACUUGUAUAGUAUUGAUCAUCUUCCCUGCCUUUGGAUGGGUUAUUUUAUCUAUAUCUACCAUAAGAAUAUUAUUACUCAAUCCAUAUAUUACUCUACAUAUCAAAAAAUUACUCGAUGGUAUAUCUACCAUAUUAUUCAAUAUCUAUGAUUCAAAUGAUUCAAAUCUUGAAAACGGCAACGUCCCGGUGGAGCAAGAAGAAGGUGGCGGUGAGCAACCAGAAGUUUGAUGCCGUAUUCUACAUAUAAUAAUGCUUCCUUGUUUGUGUGUGAGUUUUUGUAACUACAUUAGUACUGCUUUAUUCUACUCAUGUGAGGUAAUUGUAAUUUUCUUUUAAUACGCUGAUGUUGUUGGUUGUUUGAGAUACAUUUAUUCUAGUAAUGUACGAGUGGUCUCAAUUGAGAUGAU
Messenger RNA from Carya illinoinensis, 1116 nucleotides. RefSeq lists its product as uncharacterized. The coding region runs from base 359 to 937 and encodes 192 amino acids. The record is from RefSeq and is a predicted model, not a curated record. Lineage: Eukaryota; Viridiplantae; Streptophyta; Magnoliopsida; Fagales; Juglandaceae. The transcript is spliced from 2 exons.